This is a messenger RNA of Jaculus jaculus (lesser Egyptian jerboa), 2196 nucleotides long. RefSeq names its product M-phase phosphoprotein 6 (gene Mphosph6). The transcript is spliced from 5 exons. The coding region runs from base 59 to 544 and encodes 161 amino acids. Lineage: Eukaryota; Metazoa; Chordata; Mammalia; Rodentia; Dipodidae. Gene Ontology annotation, biological process: maturation of 5.8S rRNA. The record is from RefSeq and is a predicted model, not a curated record.
ACGACGCGUGCGUCGCUGCGCGUGCGCGACGGGGCCCGUGGUCGGAGCUGUGGCAAACAUGGCGGCCGAGCGUAAAACCAAGUUGUCCAAGAAUCUACUGCGCAUGAAGUUCAUGCAAAGGGGCCUGGAUUCAGAGACCAAGAAGCAACUAGAAGAGCAAGAAAAGAAGAUUAUUAGUGAAGAGCACUGGUACUUGGAUUUGCCAGAGCUUAAGGAAAAAGAGAGUUUCAUAAUAGAAGAGCAGAGUUUCAUGUUGUGUGAAGAUCUUCUCUAUGGAAGGAUGUCAUUCAGAGGAUUUAAUCCUGAAGUUGAGAAAUUAAUGCUUCAGAUGAAUGCUAAGAACAAAGCAGAAGAAGAUGAAGAAGAUGAAACAGUAGAACUUGAUGUGUCAGAUGAAGAAAUGGCAAGAAGAUAUGAGACCUUGGUGGGGACAAUUGGGAAAAAGUUUGCCAAGAAGAGGGACCGUGCCAAGUAUGAAGAAGAUGAAAAUGGAAACAUAAAGCCCAUGAAAGUGAAGAAGAUGUUCUUAAAGCCCCAAGAUUAAAAAUGAGUGCCUGAAAACUGGACUGUAGAUGCCUAUGAACACAGCAGCAUUUGGAACUCAUCAUGAUGGUGUGUCUGUAGUGGUUCAUGCUCUCAUGUUUAUUUGUAAAGAAUAAACAUAGGAGUAUUAAUUAUAAAUAAUUUGGGAAACAUGCUGUCUUGAGACAGAUGUGUAAUGGAUGUUGUACAUCCUUUUUUAGUGGCAUUCUUCACAAAUGGGAUCUUAGUCCCUUCUCUUCAAAUGUGUGAGGCACAGAAGCUUCCCAAAACAAAUUUACGUAACUUAUUUAUACGUACAUAUUGUUCUCCAGUUACUGAUUGGAAUUACUUGAAUUGACUGCUGAAAUUUAAUGCCAUUGUUUCACUUCACUCUAUAUUUAUAUUUUAUUUUAAAUUAUAAAUGUCAAGCCAGGUGACACAUUUAACUUGGAUCAAAUGUUAUGAGAAUUUGUCAUAUAUAUAUUCACCAAGACAAACAUGCCUCUCCACCCUGAAGCCUGCUGCCUGACUGUUUCUAGUUCUUGGAACAGAGAGCUGGUUGUUGUUCAAAACAGUUAACUUAGUGGUAAUGGGCUCUUUUUUUAAAUGUUUUAUAAUAAUCCAUUUUCAUGUACUUUUUAUGUUUUCUUAUACUUUGAAAUAGUUUAGUCUAGUUCAGUAAUGUAACUUUUAUCCAAACAAUAAUUUUAAUAAAUACUAGCCAUUGAUUUGGAAUGUAGUGAUAUAUCAGGUUGAACCAUGAAACCCUUUUUUGGGUCUAGAACUAGUCCUAAUUUCUAGUCUGACUCCUAUUCUAAAUACUAAUGCCAGAAGCAGCUAAAAUUAAGUGUGUGUAUAUUAUUGCAUACUGAUGACUCCUGAGAAUUAUAUAAUUAAUUUAGCUUUCUUAACAGCAACUAAAUCAUGUGUAUGCAUCUCUGAAUCUCUAGAUUUGGGGUAUUCUGUGGCCUCAGCUAUGUUGAGAAAAAGUUGUGAAUUUGAAGAAUCAGGCAACUUCCAGUUUUCAUCUUGAGCAGUAGCUAAAACUUCUUCCCCAUGACAUGGGUCACAGUACUGCUUCUGGUUGACAAACCCAUUUCACAAUAAAAGAAGUGGGGUCCCUGGAGUUCUCUAGUUUUACCAUAUCCCCCACCACCCUGUAGCAGCAGGCAUAGGAUGGCAGAUGGCCUGCUGAGAACUUGAAGUGCUGGCCAGGGUUACAACCCUCCAUCUGAGGAAAUAGAUAAUGCUUUGAGUCCCUGACCAUACUCUGUGUUGUCUGAAGUCAAGCAGAAGUGGGAGGGUUCUUGUCACUGUAAAUUGAUGAUUUGCUUAUGCUUUCCUUAAUGGACUGCUAAGACAAAUAUGCUCACACGAGGGAGCACUAGAAUUCCUGAGAGAAAUUAAGAGUAGUCACUUUCCCACUAAAUCAACAGGCCAAGGAGUUGAUGGCUGGUACAAAUGAUCCUAGCAGCAAUGGGCUUUCUGGUAGUCAACAGUAUUGAACCUAGGGGAAUUGAAUAGAGAAUUUUUAGCACUUUCAAAUCCAGUAACCUCAAAGAAGGAAAUGGAGUUUUGGGACACCCUACCAGGUAUAAACUUGAGCUGAGAGAAGAGAAAGCAUGAAAUACAUGGAGAGAAUGAAAUUAUAAACCGCAGUCUAUAUCAAAACAA